Molecule: messenger RNA, 1340 nt
Organism: Papilio machaon (common yellow swallowtail)
Lineage: Eukaryota; Metazoa; Arthropoda; Insecta; Lepidoptera; Papilionidae
Product: beta-ureidopropionase
Exons: 1
Coding region: 178-1338 (386 amino acids)
Molecular function (GO): beta-ureidopropionase activity
Source: RefSeq, a predicted model, not a curated record
UUAUCUUAUCAUUUGUGCAAUUUGAUAUCUUUAUCUUUUUGACGUUUUGACCACUCUACACCCCUAGUGUAAACACAAAACAAUGAACAAAUAUUAACAGUACUGUUAUACUUCUUUAUUUGUCAGUAAAAUUACACUGUGUUCAACUUUUAUCUUUAAGUUUUGUCUUUUCGAAAAAUGGAAGGAAAAGAGUUAAAAAGUUUAGACGAACUUAUAAGGAAAAACCUCACGGGAGCCGAUUUACUGGAAUUCAAUAGAAUACAUUACGGAAGAGUGGACAAUCAUGAACUUGAGAUUAAAAGAGAAAAUGUUCAAUACGGGAGUGAAAACAAUUUCGAAAUAUCAUGUUAUGAUUUUCCCGCAAAUAAAGAGGAAAUUAGAAAACCCCGUAUUGUUAAAGUUGGCUUGAUCCAACAUUCUAUUGCAAUACCCACGGAUAAACCAAUAAUUGAGCAAAGAACAGCAAUAUUUGAGAAAGUUAAAAAAAUUAUAGAAAUUGCAGCAGAUGAAGGUGUCAAUGUUCUGUGUUUACAAGAAGCUUGGAGUAUGCCUUUUGCUUUUUGCACCCGUGAGAAGCAACCCUGGUGCGAGUUCGCUGAAUCAGUCAUAGAAGGCCCCAGUACAUUGUUUCUGAAAGAAUUUGCUUCGAAAUAUGGCAUGGUGAUAAUCUCACCUAUACUUGAAAGAGAUGAAACUCAUAGUGACACUAUAUGGAAUACAGCUGUUGUAAUAAAUGAAAUGGGCAAAGUUAUUGGGAAGCAUAGAAAAAAUCAUAUACCUCGGGUAGGUGAUUUCAAUGAAUCUACAUAUUACUUUGAAGGAAACACAGGACAUCCAGUCUUUGAGACAACUUUUGGAAGGAUAGCAAUCAAUAUUUGUUAUGGACGUCAUCACCCUCUUAAUUGGCUAAUGUUUGGGGUGAAUGGGGCUGAAAUUGUCUUCAAUCCUUCAGCCACAGUUGCAGGUUUGAGUGAACAUUUGUGGGCUGUUGAAGCUCGUAAUGCAGCUAUUGCUAACAGUUAUUUCACUUGUGCUAUAAACAGAGUGGGAACAGAAAGUUUUCCAAAUGAGUUUACUUCUGGAGAUGGCAAACCUGCACAUAAAGAAUUUGGUCACUUCUAUGGUUCCAGUUAUGUUACAGCACCGGAUGGUUCCAGAACUCCAGGGCUAUCAAGAGUCAAAGAUGGUCUAUUAAUAGCUCAACUUGACCUCAAUAUGUGUCGACAAAUAAAAGAUAAAUGGGGUUUUUGCAUGACACAGCGCUUAGAUCUUUAUGCAAAUUCUCUUAAUGAAGCCAUAAAACAUGAUUUUAUACCACAGAGACUUCCUAAGAACUAAAA